Molecule: messenger RNA, 213 nt
Organism: Ostertagia ostertagi
Lineage: Eukaryota; Metazoa; Nematoda; Chromadorea; Rhabditida; Trichostrongylidae
Source: the annotation of a GenBank genome assembly
AUGAGUUCUCUUGCUGACUCACCGGUGCAACGACGAAGACGUGAGACCGAAUUUCCGGUCGGGCGUGUGCGUGAAUUUGCUCACAGCUUGCUCGAGAUGUGGUCAGCAUGGCUGAUUGUGAUCUACACAAUCACUUGUUUACUGGUAAUAGGAAUCAUCGCUAUUGGUGUCUGGUUUGUUCGAGUGGAUAUGCAACGAUCAAAAAUGAUAUCA